AUGAAGCAAUGCGGCCGCCUUCUUGACAAUUGUAGUAGCGAAAGGAACCUGUCAGCCAUGUCCAUCAAGUUCCGUGAAAAGCCACGGGGUGAGUUGGAGCUCAAGUUGGGCGGAACGCAGCUGCUACGCGGGAAAGACAGGCCAGUUCUGCAGAAAGAUGAGCCCAAGAUGGCCUUCUCAGCGGAACCUGUUCGAAACCUGGGCGGCCGCGGGUGUUGGUUCGAAAUCCGCGUGGAUGUCUUUGCCGGCGGGGAGAUGUGUGUGAUGGGUUUGGGCUUCACCGCGACCGACCCAGAAACCCUCGUGAACGAAAACGAGGGCGAGGCGCCCCGUUUACCUGGCUGUGCAGGGCACAUUCCCAACUCUUUCGUCGUCGGCUACGGCCGGUCGCUGUACUGGAAUGGCGAGCGCAUUGAGAUUGAGCCGCUCUUCGCAAAGCUGAAGCCGGCGCAGACCUUCACUGUGGGAGCCUUAGCAAACCUCGACGGCGGCCUGGAGCUCUUCAUUAACCGGCGGCUGGUCUACACUUUCUCGCCUGAGGCGAACGUGAAGCGGCCGAUCGAAGUGGAUGCACCCCUGUGGGCAGUCGUAGACUGCAGUGGUGGUCUGAAGAAGGCGCCCCGCGCUCGCAGGCGCUCGCACGCUCGCGCGCGCGCGCGCUUGGGCGCGCUUGCGCUUCCCUUGUUUGCCUUCCUUGAUCUUCCUUUGGCUCUGGCUCUGCCAUGCUCUGCCAAGGCCUCGCUGAUCCCGGACUCCAUCCUCCCGACUCCCGAGGAGGCGGCUCUCGGCGAGGAGGUACCCAGGAGAGAGUCCUGCUGCCGCAACGUCGAAAAGUUCCCUUUCCAGGAGAAGGCACUCGGAGCCGCCACAGAGGCAGAGGCCAGCGGUGGCCCGCGGUGGCCAGCGGUGAGCGGUCUGUGCCCGCUCGCCUCCUGGAAGCGCUUUAGUCUUCGCGCGCAUGCCAGGACGAGCCUAACCCAGAUGAGACCGGGGCUGCUUGACAUGACCAAAAGCUUGACCGGAUCCUCUUUGGUUGCCUGGAGAGAUACUUUCCCACCAAUCAGCGGACCAAGCAAGCUGACAACUCCGUAUGCAUAUUCUGAAUGGAUCUGCUUCGACAGGCCAGAUUUCGCGCCCCCGUACGCCAUCGACCAGCGUUGGGAGCGCGGUGUCGCCAUGCAGUUGUUUUUUCUAGAUCGUUACAGAGGUGCCCUGCAACGCUUCCAGGACGACGAGCAGAGAUCUCACGUGGGCAGCGCUGUGCCAGUGGCGUCGUCCCUUGGUUUGGUCAGCGUGCCAUCGGACGUCGUGCGCGAAGGGCUUCUUCGGAUCCCUUUUGCACCAAGCAUUGGUCGAGAGCCCAUUUGGACAGAGCCCUUCAGCCCGAACUACCGCAGCAACCACAUUGGCAUGGAAGAGAGGCCGGGGCCUGGCUGGGACUUCACCAACGCAGGUCUGUCUGCUCUUCGACUUCCCACCCAGGCGGCGGAGGGUCACGUGGCGGAAUUUGCGAGGAACUGCGCUCUGCAGUCGAGGACCAGCAUUCGGGCAUACGAAGGCCAGCGGCGAGCACUUCCCCUUCGUGAGUGGUCCGAAGUUCAGAAUGUCUCCCGACACCGGGAGACCAUGCUGCGCGACCUCCAUCAAAAGAGCAACCCGGACACCGUGAAAGCAGUGGACCGGCCUGUACCGCCUGUACCUUUGCGACCCUUCCUGCCUUUCCAGGAAGACGCUCGAGAAGCUCGAUGCUCUUCUCCGAUCCGCGCGAAGUACUGCUCGUUGCAUCCGCGUGAGCAGACGCGGCUCCGGAGGAAUGCAGAACAACGGGGCGUGGAGAUGAUGAGCCAUGUGGAGAACUCUCCGUGGAACUCUGAUCCCAUCCUGCCCGUCCUCAUCAUGACCACCUCUCGGGCAUUUCCUUUGUGUGGGUUUGCUGCUGGCUUUGCCUCGCAGGAAGCAGUGCAUUCUGCAAGUCCCCCGGUCCACACGCUUCAAGUCUUCAGUCGCGCAACCUUGUCCCGGGGCCUGUCAGAGGCUUCGCACCACCAGGACCCAAGCGCAGCAGGGCGCUGCGGGAAAGCACUGGUAGCCUUCCCACACUAUUGCCGCUAUUCGGAACAGUUCUCCAAUGGGCGUGCGGCUCAGCAUCGCGAGUUUGCCGGGACAAGAGAUUUGAAGAGCGGCGUGUCUUUGUCUUGCCGCGGACACGUGAUGAAGUUUCAAGCGUUUGGCGGAGUGAACCAGGCUGUCCUGGGCCUGCAACGGUGCUGUGCGUGCAGCGGCCAACAUGCGGCCACGGACCUUCGGGGGGACGCCACGGAGCUAGCAGCUCGUGCCAAGGAGGAAAGACGAGAGCUUCAGCAGAGGCGUGCAUGCGGCCUUCAGCGGCUGCGAGAGACGCAGCAGCAAUGGCGGCGCGAACAGCGUGGAAGGCAGAAGCAGCGGCAGCAAAGUCCAGAGGCUUCACCGCCGAGCACUGCUCAUGAGGUUUUCAAGCCCGGUCGGAUUCGGCAGUCGCUGGAGAGUGUCGAGUCGGAGGACGAGAGCUCCAGUGAUCAGAGCUCGAAGAGCAGCUUUGGUGAUGGCGAGAACAGUGAUCAGUUCGGGCCCAUCGACAGAUUCGACAGGCCCUCCUUUGCCGAGUCAACGAGUGGCAGUUCCUCCGCGGAAGGUCAUGCAACUUUCACGGAGCAACGGCAGCCAGUGGCCCAAACGUCGAUGCUGAGGCGUAACUCUGUGCAGCGUCAGGGGCUGCUUACUCAGCCGGUUGUGGGCAUCACAGCCAAGGAUGCUGAGGGAGGUGACAUCAGUUUGGAGGAGCUCUUUGAUGCAGGCAGCGAAGAUGCACGUCAGGCAGAGGUGCAUGUGUCGCUUGGGUCCCAGUUUGAGGCUGAUGAUUUGAUGAUAUCUCUUCUCACCAGGAAUGUCUCAGGAAGCGACCAGGAGGGCUUGCAGCGGGCUGCAACCCCCGAUGUCCUUCCCGCUGCGCUGCACGAGGAGUUUGCGGCUUCAACCCGCCGGAAGUGUGAGACCUGGCGUGCUGAGUUUCCUCUGGAGGUGUUGGAUCAGCUUGCUGCAGCCUUCGACUCCUGGCAAGAGGAGGAUGGCUGCCGCAAGAGCAGCGUUCGCAAUCUCUGCCAGGUCCUUCGUUACACGCUGGGCUGGCCUCCGAAGAUCCUGCAGGAGGUGCUGCAGGAUCAAAGCCAGGAAGAGCUGUAUUUCAAGCGGCUCAGCGACCUGCUGGAGCUUAUGCGGGAGGCACUGCAGUUGGCAGAGAUGGAGGAGCCUGAUGUGUUGUGGUCAGACUGGGAUCUGAAUCUGGUCAAGGAGAGCUUCAGGAGGUUUGCAUCGAAGGCCUCCAGCACCAUGCCAGUGGUGAACCUUUUUCAGGCCAUCCACGUCCUCGGCUUCGAGGAGCUCGAGGUCGACUCGCCUGACAGGCAGAGGUGGCUGGCCGGCAUCACCAAAGAAGUUCUAGCCAGAAAGGCAGAGGACUUCCUCGAGUUGGAAGCAGAGGAGGUAGGCCAGGGAGAGGAGGAGCUGGAGGGCUCCGAGCUUGAUGAGCUCAUCGACGAUUCCGGGGCUGCUAAAGAUGAUGGCAAGAGCCGCGCAGCCCUUAGAAGGAAAUUAAAUCGGGACGACAAAGAACUGGAGCAGCUCCAGAAGGAGGUGGCAGCACGCGAGCGUGGUCCUUUGACAGGCUCGGCUCGGCUCUUCAGCUCUGCGAAGCUGGAUCAGCUUGAGCAGAAGUACCAGGAGCUAGAAGAGAGAGCCAAGCGUGGCGAAGACAUCAAGCCUGAGUUUCCUUCUCAGGAAAGAGUUAGCCAGACUGUUCCCGUACCGGAGCCUGGCGAUCCAAAGCUCUGGUGCUUGAAAACAUUCGCGUCAGAAAAAGAUCUCUGCAUCUCGCUCAUGUACAAGUCCUUUGAGGCAAUGUCGCACGGAACCCCUGUUCCAGUCUAUUCGAUUUUCUGCUCGCCACAUCUCAAAAACUUCAUUUACCUUGAAGCUCACAAAGAAGCAGAUAUUCGAGCGUUCACAAAGGGAAUUCGAGGCAUUUCUCAAUACACUGGGCUCUCGCUGGUCCCCACAGACCAAAUGGCUCUGGUUUUCUCAGCCGCGCACAACCACGCACAGAAAACGCAGAUGUUACGUGCUGGAGACUGGGUGCGCAUGAAGCGCGGUCUGUAUAUGGGCGACCUGGCCAUGAUCGAGGAGAUUGAGGAUGAGAAUUUCAUGGUGAAGCUGAAGCCACGAAUAGGUCGAUCUGGUGGGAAAUCAAGCAAAAGGGCUCCUCCGGCCUGGUUCAAUCGAGCAGACCUGGAAGCCAGGCAAGAAGUCAUCGUAAACACUGAGCCACGGCGGACCCAGAAGGGGUACAGACAGUUCUACACUGUCAAUGGGGAAGCCUAUCGAGAUGGAUUCUUGUUCAAGAGCUUCAAGAGAGGAUGGUUUGACUCCGGUGAUCAGGUUCGGCCAUCGGAACAUGAGGUCCAGGACUGGCGCAACGCUCCAGCCAUCUCUGCGAACGUCCGACCGGAACUGGAUCUGCCCAAGGACGAAAAAGUGGAAAGGGAAGCGAUGCCUCCGCCCCCCUUGCCCGCCAAAGUGUUGGCUCCGUCUGGGCCGUCUUUGAGAGAAGGCGACAAGGUCAUUGUAAUCUCGGGUGACGUGAAGAACCUCAUCGGCAUUGUCAUAAAUGCGGUGUCAGGUUCGACCACGGUGCUCAUCAGGGCGCUCAACUUAAAGCUAGACCAAGACAUGUCCAUCUCCACAUUGAGAUUGUGCAAAUAUCUUGAAGUGGGAGAUUAUGUCAACGUGAUCGCGGGAGAGCACAAGGGAGACGCUGGCCACGUGGAGCGAGUUGACUUGGGCCCAAAGCGCGAAUGGGGCCCACAUACAGUAGUUCAAGUUCUCACCAGCGACUUCUCUUCCUUCAGGGCGAGCGUCAACGAUCUGCACAAAGGCAUCGAGAAGCCCGAGACGACGGACCAAAUUGGCGAGUUCCAAGUUGGCCAGCUAGUAAUGGUGGCAGGGCGGUCCGAGGGCCGCGCCAUCAUAACGCGCCUGGAGGCUGGGUCGCGCGCCUUGGUUCUUGGCCAGGAUGGUGUGCAAAGCUACGCAGAUCUGGCAGAGCUGCAGCCAGUAGAACUGCCAAAGAGGCAUCUUUACAAGAGACAGGUUUGGUGCGAGGACCGCGUCAAGCACAGAAUCGUCCCAGGUGCGAUGGUGAAGGCUCCUCGAACACUCAGCGGCAAGGCCACGCCUAUUCAAGCCGAAGUGCUGUGGAUACACCAGAAUACGCUUUUCUUGAAGGCGGUGGAAGGCCUCGUGGGAGAGAAAGCCUACCUUGUCGCGCCCGGCGACAAAUGUGAAUUCGUUUGGAAUGCAGAUGAUCUGCCUUCUAGACGGCCGCAGCAAACUAUGAGAUUGCCUGAGAUGUCUGGUUCAGACGUCCAGCCGAAGCAGAUGACAUAUGGGAUCACGAUGGCUUCAGAAAUGUCGUUUUUGAGGCCGCAGUGGCACAAAAAGCUUGGCCUGGCACAGCCGACGAGCCGCACAAAGGGUACCUUCCUGAACAAGGGCACUGCCGUGCGGAUCACUGGAGGGAAGUACAAAGGCUAUCGAGGAGAGAUCCGCGACCUGCUUGGGGAGAAAGCGAGGAUUUCCUUGCUGGCUCAGACGAAGCUCGUGGAAGUGCCGUUGGAACACAUAAACCACGACACCUUCACCGCGGAAAAAUAUGUCCGAUGGCCAGGCUCACAGCCGAAAACGCCUUGGUCGGAGCCCAUGCCGGCACCUGCAAGAAACGGAGCUUCCAACGGAGAUUUGCUGCCAGGGCAGAUCGCCGAUGUCAGCGACAAUUUACCCACCGAGGAGCAGGCCUGGGAUCCGACGUGGUUAGCAUCGGGCGAAUCCGAGGGCCAACGAACUCCGGGGACCCCACAGACGCCCGUGAACAUCGUGAAUCUCGUGAAUCGUGAUAAUGGUGAAGCUCGUGCUGAUGGCGAUGGUCCUUCGGCUGCUGGCACACCCAUUUCCCCGGGCACGCCGCAGCCACCUUCGGUACACUCAUUGCCCUCGGUGACAUCUUCGCGGAAGCGAGCAGCACGCUUGCCGAAGCACCUGCUCUCCGGAGCUGCUAAUGCCUCCUAG
Molecule: messenger RNA, 6156 nt
Organism: Symbiodinium sp. CCMP2592
Lineage: Eukaryota; Dinophyceae; Suessiales; Symbiodiniaceae
Source: the annotation of a GenBank genome assembly